UGUUAGGGUAGAGUUGAAACAUCAUGUUUUUGAUAAAUAUUUUAAACAAAUAAGUUACGAUUAAAAUAGUUAUAAUUGUGUGUGAUUGGUUAUAAUUAAUUUGAAUCAUAUAGGCCUAAUUCAUUGUUAUUUACUUUGCGAGAUUUGCCAACAGUAAAGCUUUGAGGUUAAUGAGGUUAGGGUUCUCUGAGUUAACUUCAUUGCAUUAAUAAUUACAAUUCUCUUUUGAGAUGGACUCUAAAACCAUAAAAAGUUCUUUGAAACAAGCUAAGGAAGCUAUUAGAAGCAAUGAGAUAGAAACAGCUCUAAAACUAUGCAAGGCGGUGCUGAAGGAAGAUAGAAAUAAUUAUCUGGGAUUGGUACUAUUUGGUGCGGCACUUCAAGAAUCGGAGCAGAAGGACCAGGCGCCUAAUGCCUACCGUAAAGCCGUUGAACUCUCCCCAGAGCAGCCUUUGGCUUGGCAAGGAUUGGCAAACUUUUACGAGAAAGAAGACAGCAAUAAAAAUGCAGAAUAUUUAGCACCUGUAUAUAAGCAAUUGCUACAAUUGGAGAGCGAUUCUGCGAAAUGGUUUGACAUAGUUAACAAACUGCAAGGUAUUGUAAACAAAUUUUCUAGUGAUGAUUUCAUGGUAGAAAUGGUAGCGGAGUACAAAAAGGUUGAAGAUAACAACAAGUCUGAAGCUAUUCGUAAAGUUAUUUUACAAUAUUUGUCAUAUGUUUAUGACAUACCGGAAAAAUAUAGCAGUUUGUACGAAGAAUUCUUCACCCAGUCACCAUCAGAAUUAGACAGCAAUCAACGUCAAUUGUAUAUUAAACUGUUGUACAACCAAAACAAAUACCAAGAGCUUUUAGCAUUCGCUGAGAAUAUAUCCAAUACUUGUGACGAUGCGAGAGUCAUAGAAUUGAUUUGCAGAGUUUGCUCAGAACAAUUUGUUGAAAACCGAAGCGAUGUUGUUGAGUGGUGCAAAAAAUUGCUUCAGUAUGUUACCAAGCUCGUAGAACUUGAGAAGGACAAUGUCUAUGCGCUCAUGGCUCAAGGAACCUACCAUAUGGCCCAGAAUGCUUUUCUAGAAGCGAGGGAUUGUCUUCAACAAUAUGUGUCUGCUAACCCCAGCGCGUACCACGCAGUAGUCCUACUUGCAGAGGCCUACACACAGCUGUUGUGUAGAGACAAAGCGAUGCAAUAUGUGAAAAUGUCCGUAGAACUACGGCCUGAACACCCUGCGGCUCUGGGGGUCCUGGCCAAGGUCCUGUCUACGUCCGAGAGAGAGAAGGACUGGCCUAGAGCUGUCACUCUUGCAUCACAGGUGCUGAAGAACCACCAAUCACCUCUAGCAGCUGAAGCACUGUGUGAGACUCAUCUGAGACUGAAGCAGUGGUCUGAUCUGUCGUCUGCUGUGACACACCUGUCACACGCACCUGGGUUGGCAGCACUGUACCAGCUGGAGACCCAGGUGGAGGGGGGUGAUCUGCUACCCUUACUGUUAGACAACACUCCUGACUGUCCCGAGGCUUGGUACCGCCUGGGCUGUCUACACCAGAACAAGGGAGACUUGCAACUGGCUUGCACCGCGUUUCUCAAGUGUGCCAAGCUCGCCCCCCAUUGGUACACCGCAUAUCUGCAGCUGGGCCAUAUAUAUGCUCAAGACACUACGAUGAUGGACAAGGCGAGGCGAUGCUAUCAACGUGCUCUUGUGCUCAACCCUGCUCAUGUACCGACUCAACGAGCCCUCAGUGAUGCCUACAGGGCGCUUGGGGAUGCGAAGAGCAACCUAGAGCUGCUACAGAGUGUGUGUCAGACAGGAGAAGGUCGCUGGGCUUGGCCUAGACUAGGACUGCAACACUCAGACCUUGGAGACACAACCGCUGCCAUUAGCUGUCUGAGGACUGCUCUCAAGUCAGAUCCUGACGACAGUCAUCUGUGGGAGGCGCUGGCAGACGCAUACCUAGCUAGAGGUGCCAACGGAUCAGCCCUCAAGUCCUACCAAAGGGUCCUGGACUUACGACCAGGGGCAUUCUAUCCUGCUUUGAAAAUUGCCACCAUCAAACAAAUAACAGAUCUACCGCAUGAAAGUCUACUAGAGUUCCGAGAGUUGGUGAGGGAGAGACCCACCUCUAUCUUGGCGUUGAAGGGUCUCUGUGACACGUGUUUGUGUUUAGCCAAGGACUUCCUGCGUCAGAGACUGCUAGGACUGGCUAGAGAUAGGCUGCAAGAAGGUCUGGACGCCAUGGGAAGUGCCAUCCAAGAGAGACCAGACAUAGCUUGUCUAUGGCAGCUGGCAGCCGAGUGUAUGACUACGGUAGCCAUCUUGCCUGGGUCUUGGAACUCUCUCUCGCUGCCGGAAGUUCUCUCUCCUAAAGUCAAGACUCUCCAAGGGUUGCAACUGUUGGAGUUGGGGGCUCGAUUCUUUUGUCGCAGUCUAAAGCUGAUCAAAAACGCUAACACAGCCAGAGUUUGGCAUUGUCUUGCUCUUAACUAUCGUUAUCAGGCUAUGUUAACUCCGGUCGGAACAGACGACAGGAAGACUCUGUGUCAGAAAGCGUCAGCAGCAGUAAGAGAAGCGGUAAAGUGCAAUCCGCGUGGUUGGGAACACUGGAACCUUCUUGGAGUCAUUGCAGCGUUGCCAGAGGUGAAGAACUACCGCUUGGCUCAGCAUGCAUUCAUCAAAGCUACGAUGGCCGAUGAGUCCGUGGCAGUUCCGUGGGCCAACCUGGGCGCCUUGUAUCUCACGCUGGGCCGGGCUCAGCUGGCCAACAUGGCGUUUGGAGCUGGCCAGCGGACCGACCCUGAGUACUGCCCUAGCUGGCUGGGACAGGCGCUGAUAGCAGAAGAUGUGAAGCACCAAGAGACGAACGAGCUGUUUCGCCACACUACGCAGCUCGGAUUCAACGCAGAGUCUUGUGUGGGCUACGCAGAACAUGUGUGUCGUAUUCUGCAGAACAGGGAGUACAAGAAGGAUCGUAACUCUAUGUACUUCAUUGAGAAGAUGCACGCCGUGCCUCUUGCUGUUGACGUUCUCACGUGGGCUACAGAUGAAGUAGAGAACGAUGCUUGCGGACUAAACAUGCUAGGCUGUCUGUUGGAGAGACAAGGCUUGUAUGGUCCUGCUGUCCAAGCACUCAGUAGAGCUGUGAAACAUGUCUCGGCUGACCACAAGGAUAAGGUGAUGGCUAACUUUGCCCGAGUACUACUCAAGGCUGGCAAGACGGAAGAUGCAGUGCAGGUUUACCGAGGAAUUGGCAAGUUCGACAUUCAUUCUCAGUGUGGUCUUUCCCUAGCUCUUUACAAAGGCAAGCAAUACCAGGAGGCUUAUGAGGCGUACGAAGCUGCACUGAACUGGUGGGCUGCGGACGACGAGACCAAGGCACAUUUACAUGUCGCGCUGGCGGCUGUCGUCUACAAACUGGCCGGGCCUGACAAAGCUAAAGCUUUGCUGCUUCAAGGUAAUCAAUUAAAGCCACAAUCUGUAUAUGGAUUGUUUGCCGCUUGUUCCCUGGGAAUGCUCAAAGGAGACAUGGAAUUGAGCAAGUUGAUGCUGAAGGAAAUGCUCAAAUACCAGAACGAAGAGCAUUAUACUUCACAUGUUGCUCUGUUUCAAGCUUACAUCAAGUUUAUUCAGGGUGACGUUGCUGGCUCGGUGAGCAGUAUGAGUAAGGCUCUCCAUCAGCAGCCUCAGCAACCUGCGUUAUGGCUGCAUCUCACACUUCUGAUACUACAGAAGCACAGUGUUAGUGCUGACCCUCUGCGCAGGUUGAGUGGUGCCGCGCGGUGCGCUCAAACCGCCAUCACACUCGGUCACUCCUACAUGGACGUGUCUAAGGUGAUGGCGUUGGUCAGUUUAAGCUAUCUGCAAGGAGGGGACGUUCCCAGAGCUCUUGUCGCAAGUAAGCGAGCCGUCCACUUAUACCCUCACAUUGGCGAGGCCUGGGCUGUCUUGGCUGCGUCUUGCUGCGCUGCGCGCCUCGACACUCCGCUACGACCAAUCAUCUCACACGCACGACAAAACACCGAGCUUGAACGUCCACUCGCUAAGUGGAUGAGCAACUUUGAACGGAAACUCGCAAUUUCUGCUUCAAGUUGAAAUCCAAAUAUGGUUUUGAUAUAAGAUUUUUUUAACUUUUUUAUAAAUCUUAAUUUAAUGUAAUUUGUU
Macrosteles quadrilineatus (aster leafhopper) is the source of this 4151-nucleotide messenger RNA. RefSeq names its product tetratricopeptide repeat protein 37-like. Gene Ontology annotation, molecular function: protein binding. Lineage: Eukaryota; Metazoa; Arthropoda; Insecta; Hemiptera; Cicadellidae. The transcript is spliced from 21 exons. The coding region runs from base 231 to 4082 and encodes 1283 amino acids. The record is from RefSeq and is a predicted model, not a curated record. Gene Ontology annotation, cellular component: Ski complex.